Messenger RNA from Hyaloscypha bicolor E, 949 nucleotides. RefSeq lists its product as uncharacterized. The record is from RefSeq and is a predicted model, not a curated record. The transcript has 3 exons. Bases 189 to 773 code for a protein of 194 amino acids. NCBI's taxonomy places the organism in Eukaryota, Fungi, Ascomycota, Leotiomycetes, Helotiales, Hyaloscyphaceae.
CGACGAAAACUUUACUGCUUUGACAUUGCGUUAUCAAGGGCAACACACUGCCUUACUGAGAGGUUUUGCUGAGCGGCAAUUUGAGCAGGCUGAGGCUGAAUUUUGCAAUCGCAGCACGACCAGAAACUGUUGACAUCUUUGAUUUACCUCUAAACGACAAUACCGAAUAGUCGUCUGUCCAAAUUGAGAUGGUGACCCCUCAAUCUGGACUUAAGAAUCGUUCGAAGCGGAGACCAGAUGGGCUGGGACAUCUGACUUCGGGGGAUGUUGAAGAUGAACAACCCAUGAAUAAUCAAGCACUGCGCAGCAUUGCAUGUACUCUUCAUGUAUUCGAUGCAUGGACGCUGGGUACAUUCGAGACUGCAUCUCGCAAAGAUCAUAUUACUGUGGGGCUUUUUAAUCGCUUCCUAAGGCUUACGAAUCGCGCCAUUGAGGGCAUGGUUUGGAUGGACGAUAAUGUCUAUGAAGCUAGAUGCGUUGACAAACAUCAAGAUCGGCUUAAGGAUUUGACUAAAACGGCAAUCACUGAGAUCUUGUGUGAUCUCAGAACCAGUCAGUAUUAUGCCCAGUUGAUUCAACUGCGGACGAUCCUAUACGCAACCGCGGAGGGGCAACGCAAAUACGCCUUGACUGCGUCAGACGUGGAGGUCCCAGAUACAUUGGAUGAUAGGAAAAUUGAUUCUUUUCAAACUUACAUAGGAGCACUUACGAGACAAUCCAGCGAGGAAAAGCAGAAGCUAGAAGCAGUGAUAACAUAUUGUUGGACUCUUUGAAAUCGCAUCAAACAUGCAGCCGAACUAGGUGAACUCACACCAACACUUCUAGAGGCGUUGAAAAAGAAGAUGAUAGCACUGCAAGUCAACAUUCGAAACGCGUGUACAGAAACGGGGAUGGAAGCCCGACCUCUUAUAGAUGAAAACAAAGCAGAGUGGUGGGAACUCGGUGAUGG